Messenger RNA from Aspergillus alliaceus, 2116 nucleotides. RefSeq names its product transcription factor domain-containing protein. Lineage: Eukaryota; Fungi; Ascomycota; Eurotiomycetes; Eurotiales; Aspergillaceae. Gene Ontology annotation, molecular function: DNA-binding transcription factor activity, RNA polymerase II-specific; DNA binding; zinc ion binding. Bases 42 to 2045 code for a protein of 667 amino acids. The record is from RefSeq and is a predicted model, not a curated record. The transcript is spliced from 8 exons. Gene Ontology annotation, biological process: DNA-templated transcription; regulation of DNA-templated transcription.
UAUAGCACUAACCAUACACGCAUGUCACCAGCCAAUCCGAGAUGACCACUAUUAAAGCUAAAUGCAAAAUCGCCUGUAAAUCCUGCAACUUGCGCCGGGUCAAAUGUGAUCGGACUGAGGAUACACCAUGCACAUUUUGCCGACUAGCCGGGCAAGACUGCCAGCCCAUUGUCUCAAGACGUGGAAAGUACAAACGAAAUUAUAAUAAUCCUCUGGGUACUCAGUCAGCACUUCGUCGGUCUUCGCGCAAGCAGCAAAAUGAAACCAUUGGUGACACGAAUACUACUCCCGAUACACAAGCGUGUGGCUCUUUCAUCCCUCAGCCCAGCGUUCCAUCACAGAGGCAAGAUUGUCAAUAUUCUUCGACGCGCUCGGACAGUAAAGUAGUAUACUAUGGUGAUUCUUUCAACCUCGACUAUAUGCUGCAUCAGAUGGGAGACCCUUUGGGAACUGCUCGUAAUGGUCGCACAUGGGAGGACACCAUUGAGCACUUAUACUUCAACCAACUAGGCCAAUCAACAAAAGCCCAAAUAGAAGAGCAUUCUCAAAAGGAGCGUCUAAAUUUGAGAGAUAUUGGUGCGCUGAAACCUUUCGAGAAGAAUGUCAGUGACGACCUGAUUAGAGUCUUUUUCAGGGUGUGGUACCCUCAAUGUCCCAUCUUUGAUCGAGCAACCUUUCAGCUCAAGUACGAAGCUGGGAGAGUCUCGCCGCUGGUUCUACAGGCUGUAUAUUUUUUGGCCCUCAGUGUUUGUAACGAGGCGAUUUAUAAGCGGGCUGGGUUUGAAAAUAGGUACCUGGCUACAUUUACAUGUUAUCAAAGAGCGAAAGCGCUAUACGAUACAAACUAUGAAUCCGACGCCAUAGGGACUCUUCAAGCGGUCUACCUGUUGUCUUUCUGGUGGGGAAGUCCGAUGGAACAGAAGGACAUGUGGCAUUGGACUGGUGUUGCAAGUGCUUUGGCACAGUCUCUGGGGCUGCAUCAACGGAAGACUUAUGUGGGUUUAAGUGAAAUGAAUAGAAGACUUCUGAGGCGUAUUUGGUGGACGAUCUAUGCCCAUGACAUCUCGGUAGCACUUAUGCUUGGACGGACUCCGCACAUCAACGAUGCAUACUGCAGCGUAGAGAUGCUGGGUGAGGCUGAUUUCGAAACGGACGAUGGCCUGAUUAACGUUGAUUUAUUUGGGAAGCCUACACGCGAAAGUCAACUGUUCAAUAUUUACAUAGCUGAAUUGUGCUCGCGAACCAGCAACUGUUGGCUGAGCAUAUCUGGGGCAGAUGUCAAUAAAUCAGAGAGUCUUAACACCCUGGAUCCUCUUACAAAUUGGAAAGCUUCCCUUCCCAAGGAAUUACAACAACAAGAAGCAUCAAUUUCUGAGGAAAAUGGUUUUUGGGCUUCUCUGAUUAACCUAACCUACUCCACCAUGCGCAUCCUAUUAGACCGGAAUGGUUUCAAUGAUCCUGACAGGCUGAAGAUCGGAACAGUUGUGUUUGAUGCAGCAGUGCAGAUCGUGCGAAUAUUGGAGGAUAUUGUAACAUCACAGCUCCUACCCUUUGCUUUGGGGCGUAGUCCACCGGCUGCUUUCGCCGCGCUCUCGGUUCAAAUUGCAAACAUGCGUGGAUGUCCAUCGCAUGUGGUUGAUGUUUCAAAGCAUAGAGCCCGUCUCUGUAUGUUUAUCAUAAAGAGGCUGCAAGACCACUCCCCCCCACUCUUGUGGUACUAUCGUCUUUUCGUCCGCCUAUUGCAUAGCAUGGAUUGUGAGAUUCCGGGAGAAGAAAGUCAAGAAACCUCUGCCCAAUUUGCCCGUCACGAUCAGCGCAUACAUAGCCUGCCACUACUUACGGAUACUGUCCUUGACAACAAUCGAUUUGAAGAAGACUUUCCACCAGGUUCUGGAGCUAAUCAUAGUGCCAAUGACCAGCUAUCCGGCGAUCCAGCGUUUAUCGAUUUUGGCCUACCUGGAACGGCGGGAUCGUUUAUGUACUCCAGCUUUCUUAACAGCGACCUAUUUGACGGGGCAUCAACCGACAUUGGAAGCCAUAUAUAGCUUCGAUUCGUGUCUUUCAUAAAACCAUAUUAACGCUACUCGAGCGCCUCGAUGACAAGUUUUAUUCGACC